Coniophora puteana RWD-64-598 SS2 is the source of this 1264-nucleotide messenger RNA. RefSeq lists its product as uncharacterized. Bases 10 to 843 code for a protein of 277 amino acids. The record is from RefSeq and is a predicted model, not a curated record. The transcript is spliced from 3 exons. NCBI's taxonomy places the organism in Eukaryota, Fungi, Basidiomycota, Agaricomycetes, Boletales, Coniophoraceae.
GAAAACAGGAUGGUUUCCGUCUCGACAACCUUCUUUCCCGGCUCCCAGACACACAUAUCCCCUCCGGACCUCAUCAUCAUCUCCUCCGACUCCAUUUUCUUCUACGUCGAGUCGACCAUCUUACUCAACGCCUCAUCCAACGCGUUUGGUGGUCUUUUCCCACUAUCCGCAGGACAUCAAAGUAGCGAUGCCGGCCCGAUUGUGGUGGUCCCAGAACACUCCGCUGUCCUCGAUGUCAUCCUUCACACCGUUUACGACAUGUCAUGCUCUCAUCAUUCCCCCUCGUUCGACUCGCUAUCAGCUGGUGUAACAGCAUUCUCCAAGUACGGCUUGUCUAUUCCCAGGUACAUCGCUCCUUCGACCCCGUUAUACUCCCUCCUCCUUUCACAUGCACCCCUGCGCCCGCUCGAUCUGUACGCUCUGGCAGCACAGUACGACCUCCACGAUCUAGCCGCUCCCACCUCGUCGCACCUUCUUUCCUUGUCUCUUCCGUCUCUUAGCGACGAUGUGGCAGACCGGAUUGGCUCGCGAUACCUUAAGCGCCUGUUCUUCCUGCACCUCGGACGCACCGACGCAUUGAAGCGCAUCCUCCUGCAACCCCCGCAUCCGCACGCGCCAACGCUAACGUGUAGCUUUGAAGAUCAAGGUCGAGUCUCGCGAGCGUGGGCGCUUGCGUCUGCAUACCUCGCUUGGGACGCGAGACCAGAUCUAUCGAUGGUUGCGUUGCAGGCAGCUCUGGCGCCGUUGGGCGAGAAGGUGCGGUGCAGCCUGUGUCGUGAGGGGCUCCAGGAGCGGCUAAAGAAUGUCAUUACGGAGUGGUCUAUCGUUAAAAGGACAAUCUGAACAUCUUAAAUUCAUUCAUCGAAACCGAUAUCCAACCCUCUACUAGUGAAUUCUUCUGUAAAGUUGAGUACCCCUGAUACACGACGAUGCGCAAUAUCAGCUCGCGCCAUCUUAUUUUCGCUGUGUUUUUUCUUCUUUCUAUAUUUUUCAUCAACUGUUGUACCGCUGACCCACCCUCUGUUCCAACAUAACACACGCAUUUUCCCAGAUAUGUGUAUUUCUCGAUACCAUCUUGAUUACCAUUGAUUCCCGACUUGCGACGCAAGUUAAGCGCUUUCCUGACCUUCUCUGUACUAUCACAGCACCGACCCUGUUCCACGUGUACUCAUAGUCUCAUAUAUGUCACUACCCAGACCAUCUUCGACGCUUACAUAUAUAAUGUAUAUGUUAACGUUGACCGCAACUUGAUGUCGCUUCUAAC